AUGAAGCAGUCCGACGUGCUCGUUCGGUUUCAGAGCCAGGGUGUCACCAGGAACAUGAUUGCCCACGUAGCCGCCCUUUCUUCUGCUGUGGCAUACAGUGAUGCGACCGACCCUGAUGCGACUGAUUCUGCAUGCCCGAAGGACCUGGAUCCUCCCUCGCUGGAAGCCUUCAUCACGCAGCUUGUGAUACGCCUUCAACUUACGCCUUUGGAACUUAUGGCAUCGCGGGUCUAUCUUGGCCUCUUUAUCGAUAAACUGUCCGAAAACGGCAUAGGAAGACGUGGCCGGAGGUGCACAAAUCAUCGCGUUGUCUUGAGUUGUCUGAUGGUUGCCAACAAGUGCCAACGGGAUCGCGCGUUCAAUAAUCAAGUCUGGACUACUGAAAGUCGAAUUUUCGAAAGAGAUCGACAGAUAUUAGGGUUUCAGAAGCACGAAGUAAACUGGAUCGAAAAAAACCUGCUGGGCCUUCUGGAUUGGAAGGUCAACAUUGAGCCAGCGAGACUAACAGAAGAAGUCCAAUAUUACUUAGCAACAAGCGACUUUUUACAGAUGAAAUGA
This is a messenger RNA of Verticillium alfalfae VaMs.102, 558 nucleotides long. RefSeq lists its product as hypothetical. The record is from RefSeq and is a predicted model, not a curated record. Gene Ontology annotation, molecular function: protein kinase binding; cyclin-dependent protein serine/threonine kinase regulator activity. NCBI's taxonomy places the organism in Eukaryota, Fungi, Ascomycota, Sordariomycetes, Glomerellales, Plectosphaerellaceae. Gene Ontology annotation, cellular component: cyclin-dependent protein kinase holoenzyme complex; nucleus. The transcript has a single exon. Gene Ontology annotation, biological process: regulation of cyclin-dependent protein serine/threonine kinase activity. The coding region runs from base 1 to 558 and encodes 185 amino acids.